AAUGGCGCGCUAUGUGACGAUAUUUUCACACUCACUUAUGACAUAACAUACUUUCAGGCUAGACGCAAAACAUCCAAAGGCUGGACGUUACAACUCCAUAAAAAGUUGGUUAUCUUAAAAUAAGUCAAUGACUGGUUCAGUUACUUUCAUAAUUGGGUAGUCUCGUUCACUUCAGUAUAAGCUUUGUUACGCUAAUAAUGAAACUGCUACAUGGCGAUGCAAAUAUUCCCGACAUUAAGUCCAUAUUUGGUUCAGAUGUAUCUGGAUGUAUUAACAUGAAUGUAAUGCCUGGCAGCAAAUCAGCAAACCUAGUCCCAUACGCCGUUGAAAAGUUCCAAAGUGGAGAGACAGAUGCGAUUAUAUGGUGGAGCAAACAUGGCGCUGUCGCGAAGACUGUUGCGUGUGCUGAGAUGUUCAAAAGCAUUGUGCUCAAUACAAUCUCACAGACGUCACAAUUAGAUGGUGCCAGCCCACCAAAAAUGUACCAAUGUAGUCGCUUGCAUAUUCAAUCAUGUAAUUGCUCAGUUCCUGAUACAACAAUAAGUUGCACCCUGGAAGAACCGGGGAUUGCUAUCCUAUUUUCUAAAUCUCAAUUCCCAGGAGAAGAUUGUCAACUGCCUGUUGAUUUCGGGGGUAACAGUUUUUCAGACUUUAUGAACAAAGGGAAUACAUCUAAAUCAAAUUUAGAUCAUCCACCUAGUCGUCGUCGCUUAUCCCGUACUAUUCGAAAAAACGUGAUACUGUUCGUGAUUCCAAUAAAAACGAGGCCAAGUUUGUUAAUAAUGGUUCUUCAGAGAUGGGUGAUUUCCAUAAUGUCCCUUUUCAAACACCCCGUCUGGCUGCGGCUAUUUCAAAUGUAAAUAAGUAUUAAAGCACAAAAAAUUGAACAAAAAACGAAAAAAGUCGUCAAAUUCGUAAAGAAAUACUUUGUGGUGUAUUAUUAUUUACCUAGUUCCGAUUGUGAUGUCCAUUACCCUUUCGCACUUAUUUUUGCAAUGAAACAAAGAGUAUAAAAUUGGAAUACACUUUAUAUUAUAUCAUUUAGUACACGUUUUUUUUAAUAUACAAGAUGUAUAGCCAAGUUGAUUUUAAAAUAUUUCUCAGACAAAUCUGCU
This is a messenger RNA of Schistosoma mattheei, 1115 nucleotides long. Lineage: Eukaryota; Metazoa; Platyhelminthes; Trematoda; Strigeidida; Schistosomatidae. The record is from the annotation of a GenBank genome assembly.